AUGGCCCUGGGUGAUGUCGAGGAUGCUGUGAGCAACUAUUGCGCAGAUCACCUGCAUGACCUUUUAGCACAAGAAUGGAAAGAAGCUGUAGAUGAAGAUGGUUGGAAGCAUAGGUGGGAGACAGCAAUUUUAAGGGCUUAUGAGAGGGCUGAUGAUGCUUUCAAAGAUGGCCCAGAUACUCCUGGUUCAACAGCUGUCGUCGUUGUUUUAUCUGCUUGCCAGAUCAUUGUUGGCAACUGUGGGGAUUCCAGGGCUGUGCUGUGUCGCGGGGAUGAAGCUAUUCCUUUGACCGUUGACCACAAGCCUAAUAGGGAAGAUGAGGUGAAGAGGAUCACCAAUGCAGGAGGCAAAGUUCUGUACACUGACUGUGAGAGAGUAGAGGGAGUUCUUUCUAUGACAAGAGCAAUCGGUGAUCACUUUCUGAAACCCUGGGUAAUCUCAGUACCUGAGGUUACUUUCAUGGCUCGAUCUGAGGAGGAUGAAUUUCUUAUUAUGGCAAGCGAUGGCCUGUGGGAUGUCAUGACUAGUGAGGAGGCAGUUAAAUUUGCAAGUCUGGUGCACAGCAGGCUGCAAAAGUGGGCAACGAUGGGUUAUGAUGGUCCUGCAAAGAUCAUUGCUAAAGGUCUUCUUGCAAGUGCUAUUAAGAAAGGGAGUUGCGACAACAUUUCUGUUAUUUUUAUCGACCUCAGUAUGCCCAGGAGAAGGAAGAAGCCACACAAAGAACCAGAAGCAAGUCAAGCUUGAGUAAAAUAAGAAUCACAUGCUCCUCAGAUGCUUUGUUUAAUAACAAUAGAACUAUUAUCUUUACAAGCUGUUGCUGCAGAAACAUGUGGUUCCUUUUAUGUCCUAGUUAAUAAUGCAGUGCUAACUGACCGAGGAGCUUGCUUGUUAAACAUGAAGACAAUUCCAUUUAUGUUUUGUUGGAUGCA
Messenger RNA from Syzygium oleosum, 929 nucleotides. RefSeq names its product protein phosphatase 2C 56-like. The transcript is spliced from 4 exons. Gene Ontology annotation, molecular function: protein serine/threonine phosphatase activity. NCBI's taxonomy places the organism in Eukaryota, Viridiplantae, Streptophyta, Magnoliopsida, Myrtales, Myrtaceae. Gene Ontology annotation, biological process: protein dephosphorylation. The record is from RefSeq and is a predicted model, not a curated record. Bases 1 to 744 code for a protein of 247 amino acids.